Molecule: messenger RNA, 1575 nt
Organism: Drosophila busckii
Lineage: Eukaryota; Metazoa; Arthropoda; Insecta; Diptera; Drosophilidae
Gene: Jheh2
Product: juvenile hormone epoxide hydrolase 1
Exons: 4
Coding region: 64-1455 (463 amino acids)
Biological process (GO): epoxide metabolic process
Molecular function (GO): epoxide hydrolase activity
Source: RefSeq, a predicted model, not a curated record
UAAAGCGUCGCAAUCUGUGAAAUACACUCCAAGGUGUAAAGUGCUAAAAAAGAGCGUAACGCAAUGGUAGCUUCUGCAGGAACAACCUUUCUGCGCAUUAUUAUAGGCGCCCUAACCGUGCUGAUUGCCGUCAGCAUCAAAAAUUAUCGCGAUCUUGGCGCGCCCGGCAAGCGGCCAGACUUGGAUAACAAUGAGUAUUGGGGAGCGCAGCUGAAGCAGCCCUACAAGGAGAACAAAGCGGUGCUGCCUUUUGACAUAAGCGUGGAUCCAGCACUUAUAGCUGAUCUUAAGGCGCAACUGGCGCGUCCGCUGAAAUUGCAGACUCCGCUAGAGGGCGUUGGCUUUGAGUAUGGUUUCAAUGCCAAGGAGCUGGAAAAGGUGGUCAACUAUUGGCGUGAUAAUUAUUUGAGCAAAUGGUCGCAGCGCGAGGAUUUUUUGAAGCAGCUGAAGCAUUACCAGACCGAAAUCCAAGGACUUAAAAUACACUUUAUACACGCAAAGCCAAGCAAAGCGGAAGGCAAAAAAGUGCUGCCACUGCUCUUGAUGCACGGCUGGCCAGGCACAGUGCGCGAAUUCUACGAUUUCAUUCCAUUGUUGACGCAGGGCAGCGACAAGAGCGAUUAUGUUUUUGAGGUCAUAGCGCCAAGUCUGCCGGGCUAUGGCUGGUCCCAGGGCGCCUCACGACCAGGCUUUGGUGUGGCUCAGCUUGCUGUGGUCAUGCGUAAUCUUAUGCUGCGCGUGGGCUUUAACAAGUUUUUGGUGCAAGGCGGCGAUUGGGGCAGUCUGAUAGGCAGCAAUGUAGCGUCGCUCUAUCCGGAGAAUGUGCUGGGCUAUCACUCGAACAUGUGCACCAACAACAGUCCUAUGGGUCAGCUGAAGCUUGUGCUGGCUUCGUUGUUCCCAAGCUUUUAUGUAGACAAGGAGUACGCGCAUUUCUACAAGGGCAUGGGACAUCUAUUUGCGCAUAUUAUGGAAGAGAUGGGCUAUGCGCAUAUACAGGCAUCCAAGCCGGAUACCAUAGGCAGCGCUUUGGCACAUAAUCCUGUAGGCCUGGCUGCCUAUAUACUUGAGAAGUUCUCCACCUGGACCAAUGCAGAGUAUAAAUAUCUUGCGGAUGGCGGUCUGACCAAGCACUUUAGCUAUGAUCAGCUGCUGGAUAAUAUAAUGAUCUACUAUGUAACCAAUUCGAUUACUACCUCGGCGCGUUUGUAUGCCGAGUCCAUGAGCAAGGCGCAAAUGGCGCUCAAUGUGGACAGCUUGCCCAUUAAGGCGCCUGCAGGCUGCGCACGUUUCCGCAACGAACUGAUGCAUGCACCCGACGCGGUGCUGGCCAAUAAGUUUCCCUAUCUGGUGCACAGCUCGCAUUAUGAAGUUGGCGGACACUUUCCUGCCUUUGAAGUGCCACAGCAGCUCUACGAUGAUUUUAUUCUUUAUGUGAAUAAGACAUUUGUCUAGUUUAUAUGUUUAUGUGGUAUGCUUUGUGCUAAUUGCUUGUACUUUGUUUUAAAGGUCUAAGGUCAACACAUUGUUAAAAUAAAACUAAACAGUCAUGCUUAAUUCAAUUUCCAAUUCAUU